AUGUGGAUCUUUCGAAUAUUUUCGUCCAUCUUCUUUCUCUCUGCCGUGGUCCUCUCCAUACCGCUUGCAUUCGAUGUAGGAGGGAGAACUUGCGGCCUUGCGUUCUCCCUCUCCCUCUCCGCUUUCUACUUCUUCCUCUCUCUCCUCAAGCUCACGACCCCCGCAAGGUCUCUUGUCCGAAACUCCUUCCUCUUUGUCAUCGGUUCAGCCCAAUGGUUCAUCGUCCUAGCUUUGUUAAUAUGGUCACUUAAUCGUUUCUCCAUCGACACAAAUGGGUCCGGUAGUUGGGUUGAGCGGGCGUUUACGACUCUUAAGACCAGACAUAGCUCUAUGCGCCAAUGGGUUUUCGGGCAAGACGGUUUACUGGAGGCAGCUAUUAUUGGCUUUUGGGACAAGCUGCUGUGCUGGUCUACACCUGUAUUCCAGUUAGCGGAAGGCUUUUGCAGCCUACUUGUAAUCCAAGCCUCUGGGCAGAUUACUAGAUUCCUCGUGAAUAGGAGCGGGAGAAGUGAUAGCUGGAUGAUUGGGCUGCUUGUUUUCUCCGCGUCAAUCAUAUCAAGCUCGUUAUACUUUCUCUGGCGUGUUCUCGGGCUUCCUGGGAUCAGCAACCUCGACUCGGCACUUAUCGGGGUAUCCAUUACAUGCGCUGUUAUACUUUGUGCGUGGGGUAUAGGCAGUGGGCGUGGAAACCCUGUCGAAAGCUCACUUUUAUUUGCGUACGCCGUGCUCUGCAUAUACCAGAUUUUUACCGAUUAUCAGCCUUCUGUAUCGAGAGAAAAGGCAAGCCCUCCGCCGCAAACUCUCGAAUUUCCUCCAUUACCCCCUAUUAUCAUGGCGUCAUACACAACGUUGGUGCAUACCAUUUCAGCCUUGCCCUCUAUUAUCCAUACUUUCUUCAGUGUGGUUACGGCGGCCUUCAGUGCUAUUACCCCGUCGGUACUGAUCUCUCUUAUUUACCGCCUCUUUGUUCUCUAUGCAUCAACUAGAAUUAUUCCCGCUGUGCGUGAGUCUGGUGCCCGUGCAUUGUCCCAAGAAGCAUCCCUGGAAGAUUCGGAUGGUGCUGGGAAAUUUCUGGGGCUUCUCAGCUGGUUCUCGCCUUCAAUACUCAUAGCAAUCACUGGAAAAGUGAUUGAAAACAGUUUUAAAUUAGUUAACACGUCGUAUAUAAUAUUACGAGUGCCAAAAGGGGCAGGGAAUUAUAACCCCUGA
Microsporum canis CBS 113480 is the source of this 1209-nucleotide messenger RNA. RefSeq names its product ER membrane protein. Lineage: Eukaryota; Fungi; Ascomycota; Eurotiomycetes; Onygenales; Arthrodermataceae. The record is from RefSeq and is a predicted model, not a curated record. The transcript has 5 exons. Bases 1 to 1209 code for a protein of 402 amino acids. Gene Ontology annotation, cellular component: endoplasmic reticulum membrane; cortical endoplasmic reticulum; perinuclear endoplasmic reticulum. Gene Ontology annotation, biological process: septin ring assembly; endoplasmic reticulum inheritance.